Molecule: messenger RNA, 3646 nt
Organism: Myripristis murdjan (pinecone soldierfish)
Lineage: Eukaryota; Metazoa; Chordata; Actinopteri; Holocentriformes; Holocentridae
Gene: nup133
Product: nucleoporin 133
Exons: 25
Coding region: 131-3547 (1138 amino acids)
Biological process (GO): transcription-dependent tethering of RNA polymerase II gene DNA at nuclear periphery; protein import into nucleus; poly(A)+ mRNA export from nucleus
Cellular component (GO): nuclear pore outer ring
Molecular function (GO): structural constituent of nuclear pore; protein binding
Source: RefSeq, a predicted model, not a curated record
ACGUGUAUUUGAAGCGACGGCACCGCGCGCUGUUUGGAGGUUCAUGGUGAGGCGACGCAGUGUAGGUUUAAACAGUGAUUUGUCGGAUAUUUGUUGACCGCUGGGACCUCCGGGGCACCGCAGGCCAGGCAUGUUCUCCCCGCGCAGCACGCCGAGCUCCGGCCGCAGGCAGCAGCCCCGGGCCGCCGGCAGGAAGAGCGUGGCCGGCACGCCGAGCAGCCUGCUCUUCUCCCCCCGCAGGACGCCGCUGGCCGCGCGGUCGACGCCCACCCGCGUGCAGAGCCACUCCACCGCAGAAUCGGUCAGCUUCGAUGUGCAAAGCUUCGGCUCGUCGCUGCCUGUCAAAGUCAUGGAGGCGCUGACGAUGGCUGAUGCUGACGACCAGAUCUCAGUGAAGGUGGAUGAGAGCGGCUGGGCCUGGAUGGUUUGUGGAGAGAGACUGAUCAUCUGGAAGAUCUGCCAGACCGCCGUGGCCAAGCUGUCUGUCUGUAAGGAGCUGCAGCUGCCCGGCAGUGAGUUCGCCUACACAGCCGACCUGGUGGCUAUAAACUCUCACAUCCCACUGGAUUCAGCUUCUGUUCAGUCCAUCUCCGUGCUGGCGGCGGCGGCGGAGGGAAAGACUCGUUUCUGGCCCAGCCUGUCCCAGGAGGGCAACUACACGGAGACCGACAUCGACAUCGGCGAGCUCUGCAACUUUGUUGUUGCCGUCACAGGCUGCAGCUUCAUCUUGUCCUCCUUUAAGAGUCACCUGCUGAGGGUGAGCGUGGAUUCUUCCAGAAAACUGCAGUACCGAGCUCUGCAGCAGGGCCAGGGCAUGCUGUCCGGCAUCGGGCGCCGCGUCUCCAGCCUGUUUGGCAUCCUCUCCGCGCCGACCAACGACACUCUCCACAGCGUGCUCUGGGUGGAGGCCGCCAGCUGCUUCUACGCCCUGACCAGCUCCAGCCUCAGCAAGUGGGAGCUGGACGAGAGCUCGGAGCGCCAGGUCCUCAGCUGGGACGCCAGCCGGGCUCUGACGGAGAGCAUCGCCGACGCCAUCUGGGGAUCUGAGAGCAACUAUGAGGAGAUGAAGGAGGGAGCGAACGUCACGUAUCUGGAUAUGAAGCUCAGCCAAGCGGGCCUGGUGGUUCUGGCUGCGUCCUGGCACCCGUCGGACACGCCGUGCCUGGCCUACUUCUGCCUGGUCACCCUGCAGGACAGAGGAGCCGCCAUCUCCGACCAGUUCACCGUGGAGGUCACCAAGUACAACCCGCCCUUCCAGAGCGAAGAGGCCCUGCAGUCCACUCGCCUGGUGCUGCCGCGCUCCCCCGGCUCGGCCGCCUUCCUCUACAACCAGGAGCUGGUGUUCGCCUGCUCGACGGGCACCGGCAGGGCGGGGCUGCCCGAGGAGAAGCUCGCCUUCAACUCCCCUGGCGAUGCCGUGCAUGGCGGCGGCUGCUGUGCCAACCUGCCGGUCUUCUUCUCGCAGAACAGCGGCCUGGUGGCGGUGGUGGCCCGGGAGAGCGCCUCCAUCCUGCCUGAGACCAUGGAGGACUCGCUCUGCUCCUCGCUGGCUGCCGCUCCGGAGGUUUCAGCGAUGGAGACUCCGACCAGAGUGGAGCCUGUAGCUCAGGAAGACAAAACCAAGCUGCUCAAGGCCGCCUUCCUGCAGUUCUGUCGUAAUGACCUGGUGGGAGCGCAGACUGUGACGGACGAGCUCUUCCCCGCCGAGGGCGACGGGGAGGACGGAGCCGAGCUGGACGGCCUGGUCACCCGCAUCAACCUGGACCUGGUGGACGAUUAUCCAGCCUCCGACCCCCGCUGGGCCGAGUCUGUCCCCGACGAGAGCGCCGGCUUCCCGCUCACCUCCCUCAUCAUCCUCCACCAGCUGGAGGACAAGAUGAAGGCCCAUGGCUGCUUCAUGGACUUCCUGCUCCAGGUGGGGCUGCUGGACCGUCUCAGCCAGACGACGGUCCGCUCGUCUCCCAUGGCGACGCGCCUGCUGCUGUGCGAGCAUGCCGAGAAGCUGCAGGCCGCCAUGGUGCUGAAGAACCACCACGCCAAGCACAGCGAGCUGGUGAACCGGGCCAUCGCCGCCGCGCUGCAGAGGAGCGGCAUCAACGUGCCGCCCAGCCUCACGGCCGCUGACGUCUUCUUCAGAGAGGUGUCUCAGAUCUCCUCGGUGUUUGACUGCCUGCUGGAGGAGGAGGAGAGCAGCCUGAAGGAGAACCCGGUGGACUCGGUGCAGUGGGCUGAGGUCGUCCUCACCGUCAACACCAUCAUCAAGGACAUGCUUCAGGCUGCCGGUCAGUACAGAGAGGUCAAGGCCUCCAUGUACAGAGCAGCUGAAAGCGCUGCAGCGGAGCCCGAGUACAUCCCCUGGACAGCCUCCGGUGGCAUGGGCGGCGUCCGCACCAUCAUCUCCCGUCAGCACGAGCUCAUCCUGCGCUCGGUGUACCCGCACGCCGACUCGGAGCUGCGCGGCGCCCUGUGCGAGCAGCUGGUGGCGCUGUUGGACAUCUACCUGGGCGGCUACGUGGCCCAGCUGACCUCCCUGCAGCAGCGCGGGCCCCCGGGGGCCCAGCAGGAGCGCUACAACAGCCUGGAGAUGGAGUACAGCCAGCGGCGCUCGGAGCUGCUCGCCCCGCUGCUGGAGCUGGGUCAGUACCAGUGGGUGGCCGUUCUGGCGGAGAAGUACUGCGACUUCGACAUCCUGGUGCAGAUGUGCGAGCAGACGGAAAACCAGAGCCGCCUGCAGCACUACAUGGCCAAGUUCGCCGACCAGAACUUUGCUGACUUCCUGUUCCGCUGGUACAUGGAGAAGGGGAAGCGGGGCAAGCUGCUGUCCCAGCCGGCGGCGCAGCACCAGCAGCUGGCCAGCUUCCUGCAGGCGCACCAGCACCUGAGCUGGCUGCACGACGUGCACGUGCACGACUACCAGAGCGCCUACCAGACGCUGUACAGCCAGGCCAACGCGGAGACGCGCUACUUUGCCAAGAAGAAGACUCUGCUGGCCCUCAGCAAGCUGACGGCGCUGGCCUCCGACAUGCCCGAGGACAAGCUCAACAAACAAGUCGACGAAAUCGUGGAGCAGGAGCGCUUCCUGCUGCACCAGGAGACUCUGCCCCGGCAGCUGCUGGAGGAGAAGCAGCAGAACCCCGACACCAUGCCGCUGCUCAGCGCUCACAACCUCAUCAAGCUGUACAUCUGCGACGACAACAGACGAGCCAACGAGUACGACUUCAAAAAGGCGCUGGACCUGCUGGAGUACAUCGAUGAGGAGGACGCCGUCGACAUCGACCGGCUCAAGUGGGAGAUCUUGGGCAAAGCUCUCAGGAAGGACGACUGGUCCUCUGCCGACGGGAACGACGACCCUCUGGAAGCUGCCAAGGACAGCAUCUUCAUCAAGAUCCUGCUCAUGCUCCUGCAGGAAGGUGUUCCCCUGCAGACGUACCUGCCAGACGUCAAGGACCUGCUGGAGCUCGACGAGCUGGCCACUUUGAAGUCAAAGCCCUUCUUUGAGUUCGUCCUUCGAGCCAAUUAUGAACAUUACCUCCAGUCCCAGAUGUAAAACCCUCUGCACUUCAGCUUUCCUUCGUAUUGUGUGGAUUUAAAAAAAAAAAAAAAAAAAAAAAGAUUUGAAUGAAUGUGUUUGUGUUUCAUAAAUAAA